Molecule: messenger RNA, 1347 nt
Organism: Dioscorea cayenensis subsp. rotundata (Guinea yam)
Lineage: Eukaryota; Viridiplantae; Streptophyta; Magnoliopsida; Dioscoreales; Dioscoreaceae
Product: hydroxypyruvate reductase-like
Molecular function (GO): phosphoglycerate dehydrogenase activity; NAD binding
Source: RefSeq, a predicted model, not a curated record
UAUUUUAUUUAAGGUGCAUCCACCUUAAAUGUAUGUCUUCACUUUCAAUGUACAGGCAUCUAACCCGUGCGCUUCAGACCUCCGCCCAGCGAGGCUCUGUCAAGGCUCUUCCCUUCGCCCUUGAUAGCCGUUGUGCAGGUUUCUCUACAAGGGUUGAUAAAAUGAUGAAAAAUGGUCCUGAGCAGAUUACAAGGCUAUUGUUCUGUGGGUUGGAGUUCCCUGCAUCUCACACAUACACAAUAGAAUAUUUGAAAAAGUACCCAUUUAUUCAGGUGGAUGUGCUACCUCGUGGUGAUGUUCCUAAUGCUAUACAUGAAUACCAUGCAUGUGUAGUCAAAAUGUGCCAGCUAGAUGAAAAUGUAAUUUCUAGAGCAGUUCAGAUGAAACUUAUCUUGCAGUUUGGUGUUGGGCUGGAAGGUGUUGAUGUUAAGGCUGCUACAAAGCAUAACAUUAAGGUGGCAAGGAUUCCGGGGCAGACAUGUGGAAAUUCUGCGUCAUGUGCUGAAAUGGCGAUAUAUUUGAUGUUGGGCCUUCUUCGGAAGAAGACAGAGAUGGAAGCAGCUAUAAAGCAGAAAAUUCUAGGUCAACCAAUUGGUGAUACACUACAGGGGAAAACAGUCUUUAUUAUGGGAUUUGGUGCUAUCGGGGCUGACCUUGCUAAGAGACUGCGCCCAUUUGGAGUCAAAAUUCUUGCAACUAAAAGGAAAUGGGUUGAUUCACCACAGCUGAAUGGUUCUACUGAUGAUGCUUCUAACCUCAUCAGUCAAAGUGAUGCAACUGAUGAUCUGGUUGACAAGAAAGGAACCACGAAGGAUAACUAUAAUUUCGCCGCUGAAGCUGAUAUAGUGGUCCCCUGCUUGAGGUUAACUGAUGAAACAGCUGGCAUCAUCAAUAAGUCAUUCCUUGCGUCAAUGAAAAAGGGUUCUCUUCUGCUGAAUAUUGCUCGAGGCCACAUCCUAGACUAUGAAUCAGUGUAUCAAUCGCUCAAAUUAGGUCAUCUAGGCGGCUUAGGCCUUGAUGUCGCUUGGCAAGAACCAUUCGAUCCAGAUGAUAAGAUCCUAAAAUUCCCAAAUGUGAUCAUUACGCCUCAUGUUGCCGGUGUCACCGAACCUUCUUACAGAACAAUGGCAAAGGUUGUUGGUGAUUGUCUCAUUGAACUUCACAAUGGACAAAAAUUAACAGGCAUUGAAUUUGUGGAGUGAAGAACAAUGCAACUGUGUGGGUUCUGCUGUUACUUUUCUUUCAGCAGGUGAUGUGAACCUUUGUCCCUUUUUAAUGAAUAAAUGAUAAUGGAUAUUAUUUAUUGUCACAUUUUCUGCAAAAUAAUCUUUUUCCUUUCCUUUUCUA